GUUCCCACAAUGCACGCGCGCCCGAGCAGCUCGAGCGCCGCUGUGUUUAGAGGGAAAACACCGCAGGCCCUGGACAAACUCCAGAAAUUAAAGAAAGAAGGAGAGAAAGAAAUGUGUGAAAUUUUAUUGCAGGAAACGUUCGUGUGCUGAUGGAAGCAGGGAGUGUGUGUUUUUGGCGCCUGGUUAGGGAUCCGAUCCGACACACAAAGUGAACUUGUGCGGGGCUUUAAAGUUUUGUUGGAUGUUGACUAUGUGACGACUACCAACCAUCUCAAGAACUUUUGAAAAAGUUGGAUCUCUGGUAUUCUGAAAUUAUUCUUAACACUCAUCAUAACCAUGCUGUGCAAGAAAUGGCUUCUCCUAAAUGUCCAAGCACAAACAUAAUGAUGUUCCAUGGAAAGGAGCAGCUAAACAGCCACCUACAGACCCAUGACUCCAACAAGCAAGAACUGCAGUGUGAAGAGUGUGGCAAACACUACAACACUCGGCUGGGUCUGAGACGUCACGUGGCCACCCACGCCACCUCUGUGACCGGAGAUCUUUCCUGCAAGGUGUGCCGUCAGGUUUUUGAAAGCAUGCCGACUCUUCUCGAGCACCUGAGCACCCACACCGGCCGUCCUCCUCCAGGCGGAGCCGUGCGGGAGCGAAAGCACCAGUGCGAGCGCUGCGGCCGACGCUUCUUCACUCGCAAGGACGUGAGGCGCCAUGCUGUUGUGCACACAGGCAGAAGGGACUUCCUUUGCCCUCGCUGCGCUCAGCGCUUCGGCCGACGUGACCACCUUACCCGCCACCUGAAGAAGAGUCAUGCUCAGGAGCUGGACAUCCUCACGUCUGCAGCCCCCAAUGUGGUGAAGGAAGAACCGAGUCUGACCAUGUGCACCUCGGGAUCCCCUAAGGAUGCCUCGGAAGCGUUUUCAAUGGGUAUGUUCAAUCCUCAAGGUCUGCAGAGUGCCUCUACCUCAGCAGUCAGUCACCAUCAUUCUGUGGUGCCUGGAUCCCUAUCCAGCCACAUGGGUGUGAGCUGUUAUUUUGAGCCAAGUAAGCACCAGCUCCAACAGUACCAUGAGGCUCAGCGAUACCAACCUGCCUCUGCUACCUCAUAUCUGAAAGUUGAGAUGGAGAACUUCCUGAAUGAGCUACAGUGUGGACCGAUGCCACCUCAGGCCACUGUCGCAACCUCUGCGUCCAGACCGAGCGACCUUAUACCUGAUAGCCUGGGAGGUCAACCUGCCCAUUUCACCCUCAGGAACGCAACCGCCGAGCCUUCACCCACCGCUGCUAACGUGGACCUCUCGCCACUGCUGGGCUUCCUGCCGUUCGGUCUGCCGCCGUACAGUGCCCCUUUGAGUUCAGGAGGUCUUGUAAUGGGAUACUCUACAGCUACCACAGAUUGCUCGCCAACUCCUACCUCUCAGCUCGCUGGGCCGCUCGCCUCGUUUCAGCCGCAGCCGCUGCACGAGCCUCACGCUUUGGGGCAUAUAAAUCAGCCUCCUGGAUUCUCUCCUACUCUACCUCGAUUCCAUCAGGCCUUCCAGCAGUGAUGUUCCUUCUUAAACUGAGUGACACAUAUUCUUGCGUACACCUACAGCGAAGCACUCGGCAGACUUCGAUCGAAGGCUCUUACUUUUACGACUCCAUAAAAUUCUGUAGAACGAGCUGAUUUGGGAGAAUUUUGGAUUGAAUAGAGAUUGUUUUAGAAUAGUUUUGACUUAGCUGGGUUUUUUUUUUUUUAGUACUUCUUCCCUUUAUUCGAUUGUAGUGAUUUAUGGUGUUGUUAUUUAGGUUCAUUUAGUAUCGAGAAGUCCGCAUCGAACUAAACCGAGGAAAUCCGAUGGCGCGCAAAAGUCAGAGACCUCCGUUUAUUUCAGCUAACUUCCAGUCAGAACGGCAAGUCAAAGAUGUCUGCACGUCAGACGGUAAAGCAGGAAACGUGUAUUGAACUGGAAAUAAAACUAUAGUGUGGAAUGUGUGUGGAUGUAUUCCGACUAAGGGUUUCCCGGGAUAAGCCUCGAUCGCAGUUCGCACCCGGACAAAGCAGUUAUCGGGGAUAAAUAAAACCGAAGCUAACACGACUACGCUCGUUAUACAGUACUAGAAACUUCUCAACACAAACACGUUUUAAAAUCUGUCUUCUGGUUCUAUGUAGGAGAACAUCUAAGACAAGAUAUCGCUGUGAUAACUCUUAACAAAAGGCAUCCCGAAAUGUCAGACGUACCCUUUAAAAAUGGCACCUACCUUCAGUCAAGCAACUAUAAAUGGCUACAGGCUAAGUUUUCAAAAAAAAAAAAAAAAAAGAGGUAUUUGCUUUUAUGUAGAAGUGGAAAGGCAAAGGAAAUUCUGUGGUUAAACUUGUGCGGUGUGGAAUUUCCAGAGCCGGAUAUGUCAAGAAAUGACUGUAGAUAUCACAGUGAGAUGAUUUUUGGGAGUAUUUUUGGAUACCGGAGGUGUUGACAGAAAAACGUGGUAUAUCAGUGGGAAGUGGGAGCUCAGUGGUUAAGGUGUUGGUUAAGGUGGAUCAGAAGGUUGUGAGUUCGAUCCCAAGGGCCACCGAGCUGCCACUCCUGGGCCCCUGAGCUAAAUGUCACAAAUGUAAAUACCGUACUAGUUGAUACUAGUUGAAAACAAAAAUGCUGAAUAGAAAAAGUUCUGAUCUUUAGUGAUCUUAAACCUGUCAAAGUUAUUUUGACACCGAACAAAUCACUAGCUGUUCAUUUCGUCUGGAAACGAAAUAAAGUGUGAUCUCUGACUUUUACGCAGUCCUGUUCCUUGUUAUACUCUUUGGGAAAAAAAGAGACUGGAUUUAUCACAGUGUUCUCCAUUGUACAAGCACUUUUCUCAGUCCGAAGCACUUCCAUGACUUAAGAGUCAGUUUGAACUGUGGUCUUUAAUCACAUCCCAUCUCGCAGCUUUCACACAGUACGUAAUCUACCUCUUUUAGUGGACUUCUCCGUAAGGGAGCCGUCUCCCUCUCGUGAUAUCGGCUAGAAAAGCAAAGCGAAUCCUCGUAUGAAAAGAUGUAGUGGAUGUAGAGAACUUUUAAAACAAAACAAAAAAAAGAGAACUUUAAAACAAAAGCAAAAAAAAAAAAAAGUGGGGAUUUUAGAGUGCAUUUCGGUAGUAAGGAAUCUGAGACGAUUAUAGAGUCAGGUGUUCUAAAAAGAAUUAGCUUUUAUCCAUGUUGUUUUAGCAUUUACAGUGAUUUAAAUUUAAAACGGUGCCGUUGUGUUACGUAGAUCGACGACGUACGGAACGACGGUGAAGUGUGAAGACAAUUUUGUUUGUUUUGUUGCCUGUAACUCUUAAUUUCUCUCUGUUCAUUCCAAAAAUUCAUUGGAAAAGCAAAUGAUUUCAAAUAUUAAAAAUACGAUAUCAUUCAAAAAGAAAUGGCUAUCUGAAGGAACGUAUGGUUACUGGUUCCUAACAGAAGGAACUUAAUUUAAUUUUUUUUUAAAAGUUCACCUUGUGUUUUUUUUUCUUAAAGGUCCCCAACAGAAACAAAUCAAAGUUUUCGUCCCUUGAAUCCACAAAGUAUUUUGUUUUAUGAGACUUAUGAGUUACUUUUCCCGUUAUGGAUGUUACACAAGUUAAUGACAGUCUUAUCGUUCUGCAAAUGGCACGACUCGGGAGCAGAAGUAAAAAAAACCUGAGUUGAAAUGGACUGGAACCCAAUGUUACUGUGACGUGUUUGGACUCAGACGUAUCUACCUCAGACAUAUCUGCAACUGUGUUUAUGUGGGUAUCUCACUGGAGUAAGAUGGUUUACAUCUUUAAUAAUGUCCAA
Tachysurus vachellii is the source of this 3781-nucleotide messenger RNA. RefSeq names its product pleiomorphic adenoma gene X (gene plagx). Bases 351 to 1541 code for a protein of 396 amino acids. Gene Ontology annotation, molecular function: RNA polymerase II cis-regulatory region sequence-specific DNA binding; DNA-binding transcription factor activity, RNA polymerase II-specific. Gene Ontology annotation, cellular component: nucleus. Gene Ontology annotation, biological process: regulation of transcription by RNA polymerase II. Lineage: Eukaryota; Metazoa; Chordata; Actinopteri; Siluriformes; Bagridae. The record is from RefSeq and is a predicted model, not a curated record. The transcript is spliced from 2 exons.